This is a messenger RNA of Caenorhabditis briggsae, 678 nucleotides long. Bases 1 to 678 code for a protein of 225 amino acids. The transcript has 6 exons. The record is from RefSeq and is a predicted model, not a curated record. Lineage: Eukaryota; Metazoa; Nematoda; Chromadorea; Rhabditida; Rhabditidae.
AUGGAAAAACCACUCAGUUGGGUCCUUAUUGAUAGGACUUGCCCGGAAUUCCAACUAAAUGCGUGGGAUUUCGUAUUCGCUAUCGUCGCAUUCAUUGGAGUGAUCUUCACCAUUAUUCAAUUAGGACAGAUAGCACAGUUGCAGAAGAAGAAGGAAAACGAAAGUAGAUUGAUCGGCAUGUUGGCCCUAUGCGACUUUAUGAUUUGUUUCGUUUAUAUCAUGACCUACUUCCCGACAAGUGUUAUUUUUUACUUUCGCAGCAACGUACUAUCCGAUGUCCCAUUUUGUGAUAUUGCUCCUUGCCCAUUCUUGUUUGAGAUUGAAGCUUUGAAAAUCAUUCAAUUGUAUGUCGUUCCUGGAAUUGAUGCGUUUGUCUGUGUUGCAACUUUGAUUUUCGCUCUUCUCACGAUCAUUCGUGUAUCAAAAGUUGGAGAAGGAGAAGAGCUAGUUGUUCAGAAAAACACGAACCGCAUCAAACGCUGCAUCAUGUGCAUUCUCGUUAUCUACGCCACAUUCAUAAUCCGUACAGUGUGCUAUUACAUUUUCAUCAAUCACCAAACUUCUGACUUGUUCCAGAAAACGCCAAGCGCCCAAAAUCGAUCCAGAUACAUCCUUUAUUACGCUUUCUGCCGGAACCAAAUAGUCACCGAGUACCCGCCAACUGCACUUGGACAAUAA